AUGGAUAUUUUCGAUUUACCCUACUAUAGACUAAUGAAGUACUCUGCGAAAAUAAUAGGUCUAUGGCCUUAUCAGUCGCGUAGAACACGGAUAUUUAUUAUAUUUAUGGUUUGGGUUUUUGUCUUCGCGCAAUUGAUUCCGCAAAUUAUAGCUAUUGUGGUAUAUAUCGAUGAUACAAAUGUUCAAUUCGAAGCAUGUUCAAAUCUGGCAGUAUAUCUCGGGGCCGCAAUAAAAUAUAUCAACGCAAUGUCUAAAUCAGCUAGGAUGAAAAAUCUACACGAUAGAAUAAAAGCUGAUUGGGGAAUGGUUCGUAACGAUGAAGAAAAAAAUACACAAGCGAAGCACGCCAACCUUGGUUCUAUAAUUUCAUCUGUAUGGGCAGGAGUCGCAUAUAUAUCAGCAACAGUAUUUGUAUUUGACCCGAUUAUCCCAAAAAUUUUGAAAAUAUUCAUAAGCAUAAAUGAAACUGAUCCAUAUAAAUUCGCUCUUCCACUGGAGUACAUUGUUAUUGACAAAGAGAAGCAUUACCCGAUAAUGUUGUUCUUUACAUCAUUAUUUGUUUAUAAUAUAAUAAUAAUUCUUAUUUCAAAUGACAUCUUGUACAUUAACUUUGUGCAACACGCUUGUGGACUAUUUGCAGUUACAGGAUGUCGACUAGAGAAUACACCAAUGGAUGAAAAUGAUGGGGAAAUCCAUAAAAGAGGCGAUUAUUUAUCAAACGUGAAAGAUGUUCCUUACAAACAUUUGGUAUCUUGUAUAAAAAGCCACAGGCGAGCUUUAGAAUAUGCGGAGCUUCUCGAAGACACUUAUUGUUCAAGUUUUGGAAUGUUAGUAGGAAUCAAUGCGCCACUUAUAAGUAUCACCGGAUUCCAGAUUAUAACGAAAUCAAAUACAAUAGAGCAGUUGUUAAAGUACUUAACAUUCACACUCUCUCAGAUAUUUCAUCUCUUUUUUCUAUGUUAUAUGUCACAACGGUUAACAGACAUGAGCUUAGAAAUUCAAAAAAACAUAGCUAAUGUGAAAUGGUUCCAUAACUCAAUAAAGUCACGGAACUUGUUAAUAUUAAUGACCAUGAGAAGUCAUGUGCCCUGCAAAUUGACUGCUGCUAAAAUCAUGGAUUUGACUAUUGAAAAUUUCGCAAUGAUGGUAAAAACAUCUGGAUCAUACUUCACAAUGCUUUUGUCAAUGCAAUAG
This is a messenger RNA of Microplitis demolitor, 1194 nucleotides long. Its product is annotated as odorant receptor 67c-like. Gene Ontology annotation, biological process: sensory perception of smell; detection of chemical stimulus involved in sensory perception of smell. Gene Ontology annotation, molecular function: olfactory receptor activity; odorant binding. Gene Ontology annotation, cellular component: plasma membrane. The record is from RefSeq and is a predicted model, not a curated record. Lineage: Eukaryota; Metazoa; Arthropoda; Insecta; Hymenoptera; Braconidae. Bases 1 to 1194 code for a protein of 397 amino acids. The transcript has 9 exons.